Phragmites australis (common reed) is the source of this 1113-nucleotide messenger RNA. RefSeq names its product putative expansin-B14. The coding region runs from base 76 to 870 and encodes 264 amino acids. Gene Ontology annotation, biological process: sexual reproduction. Lineage: Eukaryota; Viridiplantae; Streptophyta; Magnoliopsida; Poales; Poaceae. The transcript is spliced from 4 exons. Gene Ontology annotation, cellular component: extracellular region. The record is from RefSeq and is a predicted model, not a curated record.
UCUGCUCUUCUCUGCUCUGCACCACUCCGCUACCUUCUCCUUCUGAUACCCGCCGGGCUCUCGUCAAUCGAGGGAAUGGCUUCCAAGAUUCGGCUCUUGUCUUGCUUCAUUGCCUUCGCGGCUCUCGCCUGCCGCCUCCGUUCCUGCGCAUCCGUCGAGCUCCACCGGAAGCUCUCCGGCUGGUCCGACGGCGGCGGCGCGACGUGGUAUGGGCCCCCGAACGGCGCAGGAAGCGACGGUGGUGCGUGCGGGUACCAGGGCGCCGUCGACCAGCCACCGUUCUCGUCCAUGAUCGCCGCGGGCAGCCCGUCCAUCUUCAUGGACGGCAAGGGCUGUGGCUCUUGCUAUCAGGUGAAAUGCACCGGCCACGCGUCGUGCUCCGGCAGCCCGGUGACCGUGGUCCUCACCGACGAGUGCCCCGGCGGGGUGUGCUUGGAGGAACCCGUGCACUUCGACCUCAGCGGGACGGCGUUCAGGGCCAUGGCGAAGACCGGCCAGGCCGACCAGCUCCGCGCCGCCGGCCGCCUCAAAAUCCAGUACACGCGGGUGCCGUGCAACUGGCAGGGGAUGGACAUUGCCCUCAAGGUGGACAGCGGCUCGAAUGCGUACUACCUCGCGUUGCUGAUCGAGUACGAGUCCGGGGACGGCGACCUGCGGGCCGUGGAGCUCAUGCAGAGCGGCGCCGGCGCGGGGUGGGCGCCGAUGCAGCAGUCUUGGGGCGCGGUGUGGAGGUACAACUCCGGCCCCGCGCUGCAGGCGCCCUUCUCGAUCCGCCUCACCUCCGGCUCCGGCAAGACGCUCGUCGCCAGCAACGUCAUCCCCGCCGGAUGGACGCCCGGCGGCACGUACCGCUCGGUCGUGAACUACUGAUGUUUACUCUAAAAUGAAUAUGCGUAGAUGCGCGCGCGCGCCUGCCAGUAUGAAGGCGCGGCUAUAGCUCUGUUUAAGUUUCAAGCUAUGCGUGCCGUGAUGUGCAUGCGUGUGAAUCCGCGCAGUCGUAGAGCCGCCGGAAUGAUGUGCUUGUGUCAGUUUGGGUAUGAAUAAAUGUUUCGAAGGCAGAAGAUAGAGGAGUCGCAUGCAUCGAUUACUCCUCACCGUGCGCCUUCUUAUUGC